Molecule: messenger RNA, 1263 nt
Organism: Aureobasidium subglaciale EXF-2481
Lineage: Eukaryota; Fungi; Ascomycota; Dothideomycetes; Dothideales; Saccotheciaceae
Exons: 1
Coding region: 1-1263 (420 amino acids)
Source: RefSeq, a predicted model, not a curated record
AUGCCUUUGGGUGGAGCUUCCUUGUCAAGUCUCAGUGCAUCAGAAAGACAGCAGGUCCUUGAUACAUUCAGAGACUCUGGAAACUCGACCACAGCUGCUGCAAUAGUAUGUUCGCUCCUUCUUCAGAAGAGAAAGCACACCGAAAUGGAGAACGACGACCUCAUCACUGGAGGUCCAACAAUCAACCCCGAAAUGGCUGCACCCAGCAGUCGUCUACGCAAGCGUGCUCGAGUCUCAUAUGUUGAGCCAGCCGAGUUCGAUAUUGAGAGCGACGCAGACUCCGGCUACAACUCAGACUCGUCGGUGGAGUGGGGUCCUCGCAGCAAUGCAAAGCAGACUAAGACCAAAUCUCAUCGCAAGGAGAAGCCGACAAAGCCUGUGAAGCCUUUCCCCUUUUUGUCUUUGCCCACUGAGUUGCGCAAUAAGAUUUACUUUCUAGCAUUGGAAGAUCCCAAUGGCAUGGUGCUGGGUGAAGGCUGGCGUGCGCACCGCCGUGUUCCCGUACGUACUCAGCACUUCGGCCAUGGAAACAAGGACCUGUAUGCUGGUCUUUCCAAUCUUACACCCUCCGAACCGUUGCCAGAUGGUACCUUACCGGACUCAAAGGAGAGUCAACGCACCCUGAUCCCCUCCAUACUGGCGGUGAACAAACAGAUAUAUGCCGAAGCCGCAGCCAUCCUCUACGCACAACCUCUACACUUCAUCAACACCGUCGCCCUGCACAGCUUCUUGGCACCUAUGAGUGACCAGACUGCAUCUCUUAUCCGCAACAUAACAGUGCAUACAUACGAGACCUGGGGUCGCGGAGUGCGAAAGGCAAUGAACGUAUCCGCGCUCACCCUCCUCCGCUCUUGCAAGAACAUUGAACAUCUACGUAUUGAAGCUUUCCACCACUACUAUUUUAGCUCAAGCAUGUCUCCCAGAGAGUCAGGCGCUUGGCACGGUGCUUUGAUGGCAAGACAGAUGUAUCGUGACGGAUCCUUCUUUUUCGAAAGGUUGGGUGCCGCCAAGGCCUUGAAGGUUCUAUACCUGCCAGAAAUGCACAAAGAGAUUUCUCGCCAGCACUCCUGGAGUACACAGGUUUAUGAUGAUGAAGUGGAGACAUGGAAAUGUGUCAACAUUGCUUUCGCAGAGGAAUUGACGUCUUUGAUCGAUGGAAGAGGCAAAGGGAUAAAAAGAGGCAAAAAGAGAUCAAGAGCUGCUGCUUUUAAUGUUCAAAACUUGGCAUCAGGAAGUGCGCCUCUGCUGUUUGCUCAGACGUGA